Messenger RNA from Dryobates pubescens (Downy woodpecker), 4187 nucleotides. It is a transcript of the gene MCC, whose product is annotated as MCC regulator of WNT signaling pathway. Bases 334 to 2811 code for a protein of 825 amino acids. Gene Ontology annotation, cellular component: cytoplasm. Gene Ontology annotation, biological process: negative regulation of canonical Wnt signaling pathway. The record is from RefSeq and is a predicted model, not a curated record. Lineage: Eukaryota; Metazoa; Chordata; Aves; Piciformes; Picidae. The transcript has 17 exons.
CAUGGAACAGAGAGCGGAGAUGAAGCACGCCUUGCAGAUGGGCUGAGACAGCCCUGGGAUCCUGGCAGGCAGUUCCUUCACUGCAUUCUCUGAGCACUUCACAGUAUUACCAAGUCUCUCACAGCAAUGGAUUGUUUGUGAAGUCAAAACCAGUCUGGCUGUUUUAGAAGAUUUUGCAUCAUUAAUUUAAACUAUCGAUGUGGAGUAAACAUGGCCGCCUAGACCAAAAUGUGUAAGACAGAAAAAUUUUGGAGAAGAAAGUAUUGAAUCAGUUGAGCAAAGCUUCGAAGCAUAAAAAUCUGUGGAAAUCAUUGAGCCCUGAGAAGUCUAAUCAUGAAUUCUGGAGUUGCUAUGAAAUAUGGAAAUGACUCUCCUGCAGAGCUGAGUGAGCUUCAUUUAGCAGCCCUGGCUUCAUUAAAGGGAGAUAUAGUGGCGCUUAAUAAACGCCUUCAACAAACAGAAAGGGAGCGUGACCUGUUGGAAAAGAAAUUAGCCAAAGCACAGUGUGAACAAUCCCACCUAAUGAGAGAGCAUGAAGAUGUGCAGGAGCAAACAACACUACGCUACGAGGAACGAAUCACAGAGCUACACAGUAUCAUUGCCGAAUUAAAUAAGAAAAUUGAUCAACUACAAGGAACAACAAUAAGGGAGGAAGAUGAGUAUUCAGAGCUGCGGUCAGAGCUCAGCCAAAGCCAACAUGAGGUUAAUGAAGACUCACACAGCAUGGACCAGACUUCUGUUUCAGUACCAGAGAAUCAUUCCACCACGGUCACUGCAGAUGUGGAUAACUGUAGUGACUUGAAUUCAGAACUGCAGAGAGUGCUGACAGGUCUGGAGAAUGUUGUCUGCGGAAGGAAGAAAAGCAGCUGCAGCUUAUCAGUAGCAGAAGUGGACAGACAUAUUGAACAACUCACUACCGCCAGUGAACAUUGUGAUUUAGCCAUUAAGACUGUAGAAGAGAUUGAGGGUGUACUGGGACGUGACCUUUAUCCAAAUCUAUCUGAAGAGAGAUCUCGAUGGGAAAAAGAGCUAGCUGGGUUGCGGGAAGAAAAUGAGAGCCUCACGGCCAUGCUAUGUAGCAAGGAGGAGGAGCUGAACAGGACCAAGGCCACCACAAAUGCUAUUCGUGAAGAAAGAGACAGACUGCGUAGAAGGGUUCGGGAACUGCAAACACGUUUGCAAAGUGUGCAGGCAACAGGCCCAUCCAGCCCAAGUCGUCUCACUUCUGCCAGUCGACCCAUUAACCCCAGCACAGGAGAGCUGAGCACAAGCAGCAGUAGCAAUGACAUUCCCAUAGCUAAGAUUGCUGAAAGAGUGAAGUUAUCAAAGACAAGAUCAGAGUCUUCAUCGUCUGAUAGACCCGUCUUAGGAUCAGAAAUCAGCAGCAUAGGGGUGUCUAGUACUGUGGCUGAACAUUUGGCACAUUCCCUGCAAGACUGCUCAAAUAUCCAGGAAAUCUUCCAAACUCUGUAUUCACAUGGAUCUGCCAUCUCUGAAAGUAAAAUCCGAGAGUUUGAAGUGGAGACAGAGAGACUGAAUAGCCGAAUCGAGCACCUGAAAUCCCAGAAUGACUUGUUGACAAUAACACUGGAAGAGUGCAAGAGCAAUGCUGAGAGGAUGAGCAUGCUUGUUGGGAAGUACGAGUCCAAUGCCACAGCCCUCAGGCUUGCACUGCAAUACAGUGAACAGUGCAUAGAAGCAUAUGAGCUGCUGUUGGCAUUGGCAGAAAGUGAGCAGAGUCUCAUUCUUGGACAGUUCCGAGCUGCAGGUGUUGGUUCUGUUGGGGACCAGACAGGUGAGGAAAACAUCACGCAGAUGCUUAAGAGAGCUCAUGACUGCAGGAAGACAGCUGAGAAUGCAGCAAAAGCCUUGCUGAUGAAACUAGAUGGCAGCUGCGGGGGAGCCUAUGCAAUCACUGGCUGUAGUGUGCAGCCCUGGGAAAGCCUGUCAUCCAACAGCCACACAAGUACUACCAGCUCAACUGCAAGCAGCUGUGAUACAGAAUUUACAAAAGAGGAUGAGCAGCGGCUGAAGGAUUACAUCCAGCAGUUGAAAAAUGACAGGGCAGCAGUGAAACUGACAAUGCUGGAGCUGGAAAGCAUCCACAUUGAUCCCCUUAGUUACGAUGUUAAACCUCGUGGAGACAGCCAGAGGCUAGAUCUGGAAAAUGCGGUCUUGAUGCAAGAACUUAUGGCAAUGAAGGAGGAGAUGGCAGAGCUCAAGGCACAGCUAUACCUGCUAGAGAAAGAGAAGAAGGCAUUGGAAUUGAAACUGAAUACUAGAGAGGCCCAGGAGCAGGCCUACCUCAUCCAUAUUGAGCACUUGAAAUCUGAAGUGGAAGAACAAAAAGAGCAGAGAAUGAGGUCUCUCAGCUCAGCCAGCAGUGGAAGCAGAGACAAACUGGGCAAGGAAUGCAGUGAUGGCACAGCAACACCAUUAACAUUAGCUGAGCCGAGACCAUACAACGAGGGUGAACUGACCGCUGAACUGACAAACGCACUCAGGCGGGAGAAGAAACUGAAAGCUAGAGUGCAAGAGUUGGUGAGUGCUUUGGAGAGGCUCACAAAAAGCAGUGAAAUCAGACAUCAGCAGUCUGCAGAAUUUGUUAAUGAUCUUAAAAGGGCAAACAGCAACUUGGUAGCAGCUUACGAAAAAGCAAAGAAAAAGCAUCAAAAUAAGCUGAAGAAACUGGAAUCACAAAUGAUGGCCAUGGUGGAGAGACAUGAAACACAAGUAAGGAUGCUCAAACAAAGAAUAGCUUUACUGGAAGAGGAGAACUCUAGACCACACACCAAUGAAACUUCACUUUAAAUGCAUCUCUUUCAAAGAUGCAUAGUGCCAUUACAAAUUUCUCUUGUGAAGGCUUUUAGGUAACUUUGUACACUAAAAUCUCUGUCAAUGCUGACACACUUUAAGCACCUUCUCUGGGAUCCCAGAGAUAUGCCAUGGGGAUAUUGUCUUAAGGAUUGGUUCAUAAUGUAAAAUGGCAGUGCCUGAAUCAUCAUAAUUGUGUACAUUGUCUGUGUCAUUAUUAUCUAUAUGCAUACAGCUUUGCAUCCACUUUGUACCACGGAUAAGUGUCAUAUAGGAAAAUAAUUCCUACUAACAGUUUUUAAUUUGGGGAUAAUUUGUGGGUUUUCCCAAUGCAUGAGCUCCCUCUGCACACAACUGUAUUGUUCCCCUCCAGACUUGCUGCUGUGGUUAAAUUGACUAGUCAGCUACAGUGGGGAAGAGGUAACAGGCUGUCUUGCUUUUUUGUACCAUGCUUACAGUAGUGUCACUCACAGGGCAGUUCAGGUAGGAAAACUCUUGAUUUGGAAAGAAACGUGGAAAACCUGUUUGGAUCUCUGAGAACUACAAAAAUGGUGUAUUUCUUACAGCUUGUAAGAGGACCAGUGUUUGUUUCACCAUGUUAGAUAGUCUGACCUCCUCGUAUUUUUAUUGCAUGGUGUUGCUUUUUAUACUUGUUUUGACAAAAAAAAUUACUAGGAAUGUACCUGUUUAAUAUUGAAUACAUAGGCACAAAACUAUAAAUGUGUAGGUGUAUGGAUAUAGAGCUGCAAACAGAAUGUGGUUGAGUUUUCCUACAGCUUCUUAGGUUAGUUUUUGUUACUCCUAACAUUCUCCUGUUGCAGUCAUGUUACUGACUGCAUUGACAAUUAUGAUCUAUUACAGUAAAAAACAUAAGCAAAGCAUAGUGAUCAGGUUCAUUUCACUAGGGAGCAAAACACAGGACUCUGCUAUUGCACCAGUUUCUGUCAGUUUGCUUCCUCAAGUACACAGAACAUCAUCCUAUGUUUGUUUUAGCACACCAAACAAGUCCAUUAGCAUUGUUAACCUGUUACCAUGUUAAUACCUCUGCUUUGUAUUCUUCAGGCUGUUUUCAAGUGAAUCUCAUUUCAGUUGUUUAUCCUUUUUACUUUAUGUGUUGAAUUGCACCUCAAGCUUUAUUAGUGUUUUUAGAAUUUUAACUUCUCUCAUUUAUUCCUCCUGUUUCUAGUACUUAGGAAAUACUUUUAGAGGACUUUAUCUAUUUUUGUCUACUCUUAGCUUGAGCCAGGCAGCUGAAUAUGGCAUUAUUGUCAAGUCUUGGUCUGAAACUAUAGCAGUUGGUGUUCAUGACAUCUGUUAUUACUGUAGCCGCUGUUCUAUCAGACUCUACAAGUUUGAUACAUCAGCUACGAAGC